AUCGCAUGACUCCGCCAGGCGAGAAAGCGGCGCCACCGGCGCCGUCAGCGCCCGCGACACCGACAUCAGUGCCCGAGUACGACGAGUACAAGGGCAAGGAGGCGGGGAUACCGGACGCAGAAGGUCUCGCAUCAUCAAGCGACCCGGACGACGUGCCGCUCGACCGUGAACCCGAAGACCACCGUGACUACCCCGACGGCGGGUAUGGCUGGGUCAUUGUGCUGUGUGGUUUUCUGCUCAACUUCUCAACAUGGGGCGUCAACACGGCGUUCGGCAUCUACCUCGCGUACGACUUGGAGAAUAACCAGUUCUCGGGGGCGCGCGACAUCGACUUCGCGUUCAUCGGCUCGCUCUCGCUCUCGCUCGCACUGGCCGUGGCGCCCUUUUCAAACUUCCUCGCGCGCACGUACCACUGGCGCUACCCAUUGUUGGCGGGAAGCGUGUGCGUCACGGCCGGCCAGAUCCUCGCCGGCUUCUGCACGGCCAUCUGGCAGCUGUACCUCACGCAGGGGGUGCUCUUCGCCAUCGGGCUGGGCAUGACGAUGGUCGUCUCGGGCCCUAUCGUGACGCAGUGGUUCGGGAUGAAGCGCGCAUUUGCGGUUGGCAUUGUGUCGGCCGGGAGCGGCGGCGGCGCGCUCUUCUUCUCGAACAUCACGCGCCUCACUCUCGCGCACCUCGACCGUCGCUGGGCGUGUGUGAUCAACGGCUGUGUCUCUGCGGCGGGGCUCAUCCCCGCCGUGCUGUUCUUCAGGACGCGCUCGACCAAACUCAAGGUGCGCUUUGAGCCGUUCCAGCUGUCGUUCUUCAAGAACCCCGGCUUCAUCUGCAUGUGCUUCUGGGGCGGGUUCAUCCUCUUCGCCUACGCGAUCGGCAUCUACACGAUCCCGCUGUACGCCGUCCAGGGACUGGGGAUGACGCAGAAGGACGGCUCGACGCUCCAGUCGCUCCUUGCUGUGGGGCAAAUCGUGGGGCGGCCGCUCUCAGGCUACUUCCUUGACAAGAUUGGGCGGUUCAACGGCGCGAUCGUCACGACAUUGAUUGCGUCCAUCUCGUGUCUUGCCGUGUGGCUCGUCGCGCAGAACUUCUCUGUCCUCGCCUUCGCCGCAUUCCUGCAGGGCGCGAGCUCGGGCGUCUUCUGGUCGACAUGUCAGGCCUUGCUCACGGACCUUGUGGGCAUCCGUGACAUGGCAAGUGCGCUCUCGAUGCUGUGGUUCAGCAUCGUCGCGCCGGGUAUUGUUUCGCAGCCGAUCGCGAUCUGGCUGACAAAUUACUCGCGCGACACGCUCGGCCGUACAGGCACCUCGGCGUUCCAAUACGGAAUCGUGUUCGCCGGCCUGGCGUUCUUUGCCUCAGCCGUGUCCCUGUAUGGCACCAAGCGAUACAUACAGGGCAACUGGAAGCUGUGGCGGAGGUGCUAG
Cutaneotrichosporon oleaginosum is the source of this 1418-nucleotide messenger RNA. RefSeq lists its product as uncharacterized. The record is from RefSeq and is a predicted model, not a curated record. Gene Ontology annotation, cellular component: membrane. Gene Ontology annotation, biological process: transmembrane transport. Gene Ontology annotation, molecular function: transmembrane transporter activity. NCBI's taxonomy places the organism in Eukaryota, Fungi, Basidiomycota, Tremellomycetes, Trichosporonales, Trichosporonaceae.